AUGUGUUUCACUGAAUACUUCUCAGAGAAUACUCAUGUGAGCAUUGCCUUAACAGUGCCACAGGGUGAUUUUGCAAAGCCUUCCGAUCUGUAUGCAGUAAGAGGAAUUGUGAAGGAUUCAUAUGGACUCCAAGUGGCCUCUGUCAAUAUGUUUAAACCAAUCGGAACACAACAUAUCAAAUUCAUAACCUCAACAUUUCCAAGAGAUUUCCAUUCUAUUUGCUUUUAUUGGGAUCAUCCUUCACAGGAAACAAAUGUUGAUAUCAAAGUAGAGGAUGAAUUCCGAGUUGCUCAAGGUCAAGAAAAGAAAGAUAUCGUAGAAGUGUUAUCAGCUGUUUUGCAGGAAAUUGGAAAGAGACUUGACUCAAUCACUGAUCAACAAGCCUACUUUAAGGAAAGAGAGGAAAGAUUCAGAUACACCUCUGAAAGUACACUGGAAAGAACCUUCUUCUUUGGACUUGGUAAAUUCAUUGCCAUUGUUGGUGCUACUGCCUACCAAAUUAUUGCUUUGAGAUUAUUCUUCAAGAAAGCCAAAGUUAUAUAG
Molecule: messenger RNA, 543 nt
Organism: Naegleria gruberi
Lineage: Eukaryota; Heterolobosea; Eutetramitea; Acrasida; Naegleriidae
Exons: 3
Coding region: 1-543 (180 amino acids)
Biological process (GO): Golgi organization; intracellular protein transport; endoplasmic reticulum to Golgi vesicle-mediated transport
Cellular component (GO): endoplasmic reticulum; Golgi apparatus; COPII-coated ER to Golgi transport vesicle
Source: RefSeq, a predicted model, not a curated record